This is a messenger RNA of Haplochromis burtoni (Burton's mouthbrooder), 2481 nucleotides long. It is a transcript of the gene pdp1, whose product is annotated as pyruvate dehydrogenase phosphatase catalytic subunit 1. The coding region runs from base 169 to 1785 and encodes 538 amino acids. Gene Ontology annotation, molecular function: protein serine/threonine phosphatase activity; cation binding. The record is from RefSeq and is a predicted model, not a curated record. The transcript has 9 exons. Gene Ontology annotation, biological process: protein dephosphorylation. Lineage: Eukaryota; Metazoa; Chordata; Actinopteri; Cichliformes; Cichlidae.
ACGCUUCUACGUCAUCACGUCUGCUAGCCCUUAGCCAAUCAGAGUUCACUCCACCGGGUGGCGCUCCCGAAUGAUACACAGAGGGGUCGGCGUUAAGCCAUGAGCUCAAAUAACUUCUUUACAUCCGCUGGUUGAGGUGUGGUUACAUUAGCACUGCAGAGUGUGUGUAUGCGUGCGCGCCUGCCUGCCUGCAGGGUACCGUCAGCCAUGCCUGUGACAUCUCAGCUGCUCAGGGCUUUGCCUCGCUCCAAGGUCUUGGCCUCCAGUCUGUUACCAUGCCAACAACACCAGUCCCAGUUUGGGCCUGUAGCUCACCUACCUGCCUCAAGAAAGUCUGCUCACAUGUGGCAACGACGCCAGCCAUCAAGAAGUUACCAGACAUCCUCAGUUCUCCACAGCUACAUCCUCACCCCUCCGCAGGUCAACUCCAUUCUCAAAGCCAACGAGUACAGCUUUAAGGUGCCAGAGUUUGAUGGGAAAAAUGUGUCUUCAGUGAUGGGUUUCGAAAGUAAUCAGCUGCCAGCCAACGCUCCCAUCGAAGAUCGCCGCAGCGCAGCCACGUGCCUGCAGACGCGAGGGAUGCUGCUCGGCGUGUUCGACGGCCACGCUGGCUGCGCCUGUGCACAGGCGCUGAGUGAGAGGUUGUUUUACUACAUAGCAGUGUCACUGCUGCCCCACAACACUCUGUGUGAGCUUGAGGCAGCGGUGGAGGCCGGCAGGGCUCUCAGUCCCAUCUUGCAGUGGCACAAACACCCCAACGACUACUUCAGUAGGGAGGCUCAGAGGCUCUACUUCAACAGCCUUCGAACCUACUGGCAGGAAUUAAUCGAUCUAACCAGCCCAGGUGACGUUCCAGACACCCGCGAGGCGUUGCUGAAUGCCUUCAAGAGGCUCGACAAUGAUAUUUCACUGGAAGCUCAGGUUGGAGACCCAAAUGCUUUUUUGCACUACUGGGUUCUGAGAGUGGCCUUUUCGGGAGCAACAGCCUGUGUGGCUCACAUUGAUGGACCAGACCUCUUUAUAGCCAAUGCAGGAGAUGCUCGGGCAGUUUUGGGUGUCCAAGAGGAGGAUGGUUCAUUCAGCGCUCACACAUUCUCCAAUGACCACAACGCCCAGAAUGAGAGCGAGGUGGCUCGGAUACGGAGCGAACACCCUCCAUCAGAGAGAAAAACGGUCAUCCGUCAGGAGAGGCUGCUCGGCUUGCUCAUGCCUUUCCGUGCGUUCGGGGAUGUGAAGUUCAAGUGGAGCAUUGAGCUGCAGAAGCGCGUCUUGGAGUCCGGACCUGAUCAGCUUCACGAAAAUGAGCAAACCAAGUUUAUCCCCCCGAACUAUCACACCCCUCCUUACUUGACCGCUGAGCCCGAGAUCACGUAUCACAAGCUGAGGCCACAGGAUCGCUUCCUGGUGAUUGGCUCUGAUGGCCUUUGGGAGACCCUCCACAGGCAGGAAGUGAUUCGUAUCGUCGGGGAGUAUUUGACUGGGGUCCACCAGCAUCAGCCGCUCAAAGUCGGAGGAUACAGGGUGACCUUGGGACAAAUGCAGGGGCUGCUCGAGGAGCGAAAGGCUCGUGCGUCCUCAGCAUUCGAAGAUCAGAACGCCGCCACCCACCUGAUGCGCCACGCGGUGGGAAACAACGAGUUUGGCACAGUGGACCACGAGAGGCUGUCAAAGAUGCUGUCACUGCCCGAGGAGCUGGCUCGCAUGUACCGCGAUGACAUCACCAUCAUCAUCACGCAGUUUAACCCUCAUGUGAUUGGAGCACAGAGACAGGAAGGCCAGUCAUGAGCUGCUCAUUAGCCAUGUAACACUGAUCUCACACACAGCAGAUCUGUAUCGAAGCACACCGAGGACAAACCGGCCAUAUUCAGUAUCUGUCCACCGGUAAAUAUCAUUGUUUUAACACUAUAUAAAGAGUGUAUUUGUUUGUAUGCAGUGCUGCGGUUUCUUAUGAAGAUGUCAGCUAAAAACUGGAUGACGUUUCUUAUAACGUGUUAUUUAUGCUGCCGCUCGUUGCCAUUUUCAUGUACACUUCUCUUUGUAACAAGACACUGUUACAAACUGAAAAUCUAGAAACUUCCAAAAAGGGUAAAGGACGUGGGAGUGGCUUAAAAAGCAAAGAGCCUUUUAGCAACAGGGCUGACUCCACCUGUUGUUCUAUUAUGGAUUUUAAAUAGGCUGUGCCCCGACUGCAGCGUGCUCUCGUUUUCGGCUACAAGCAGGAUGCAGUCAUUUCUCUUUGUAGUUUGUUUCUGAGGGACUGUUGUUACGACCUGGGCUGAUUCAUCGACUUGUUUUUACCCUGUGACAUUGUAUGAGAUGUUCUUGGUGAAUCUAAACACAGAUGCUUUGUUCUGUGUUUACAGUGAGAUCUACUCCACUGAUUUCAGAGUGUUAAGGUGUUCACAUUGAUGUCCACGUCCAAUGUGGAGGUAAAUACUCUAGAAUGUAGGCUACAAGCCAACUCUUAAACCUCAUACGGCU